AUGGGCUCUGAGCUCAAGGUGCUGGACAUACAGGUAUGGGAUAACAAAGACCUUGUGAAGAAGCAGGUUCUGGUGGUUACUUGUGCUGUGGUGUCUUUACAAAAACAGGCUGGCUCUGGGCUCUGUUUGCUGCUGAGGCUGCAGGAGGAGUCAGGUUUGGAAAGCAGCAAGUCUGGAGAAGGGGAGAGUGUGGUGGGGCACUGCUCAGGGGGUGCUUGCAGGCUGUGCAGGAGAGCAGUGAGGAAAUUGGGGACACCAGGAGAUGCAGCACACUCAUGGAUGGAAACCAUCCAGAGGAGGGGACAGACACAUCCACCAAGGAAGCCAAAGGCUGCAGGGCUCACUCAAGGAUUUCAGAUAGGAAGAUGUCUUCAUCAGUGCAGCUCUUCCGAGAUCAGAAGUACCACGAGCUGAAGGGGCAGUGCCUCCAGCAGGGCCAGCUCUUUGAGGAUCCUGAGUUUCCAGCCUCGGAUGAAUCCCUUUACUACGACUCGGCAGCAAAAGGGAAAGUGGAAUGGAAGCGGCCAAAGGACCUCUGUGAAGACCCCCACCUGCUUGUGGAUGGAAUGAGCUCCCACGACUUCCACCAGGGCAAGCUGGGGAACUGCUGGUUUGUGGCUGCGUGCUCCUGCCUGGCUCUGAGGAAAAGCCUCUGGCAGCAGGUGAUUCCAGACUAUAAGGAGCAGGAAUGGGACCCUAAAAGCCCAAGGAAAUAUGCUGGGAUUUUCCGUUUCCGUUUCUGGCACUUCGGGAGGUGGACAGAGGUGGUGGUUGAUGAUCUGCUGCCAACAGAGAAUGGGGAGUUGAUCUACUGCCAUUCCAACGUGAGAAAUGAAUUCUGGAGUGCUUUGCUGGAGAAAGCUUAUGCCAAGCUGGCUGGAUCCUACCAAGCCCUGGAUGGAGGCUGUGCUGCAGAAGCUCUGGUGGAUUUUACUGGAGCAGUGGCAGACUCCAUUAAUUUGGCAGAGGGCAAAUAUGGUGAGGUUAUUUCAGAGCAGAUGAAGCUGUUUGAAGACUUGAUGAAAGUGCAUAAAAGAGGAGGGUUCAUCAGCUGCUCCAUUUCGGAGUCCCUUGGCCGCCCCAGCGAGGCAGAGACAGAGAUGGGGCUCAUUGUGGGCCAUGCCUACUCCGUGACUGCCAUCAGGAAACUGCGCCUCGGCGAGAGCCUCCUCUUCUCCUUCCAGGCACAAAAGCUGUUCAUGAUCAGGCUGAGGAAUCCCUGGGGGAAAAAAGAAUGGCAUGGUGCUUGGAGUGACAGUUCUGAAGAGUGGAAGAAAGUCAGUGAUUCUGAGCGCAAGAAUUUGGGGCUCACUGUUGAGAAUGAUGGAGAGUUCUGGAUGACGUUCGAGGACUGGUGUAAGAAUUUCACAGAUGUGGACAUCUGCAGGACUGUGAACACCUCCUUCUUCAGCCUCCACAAGACCUGGGAGAAGGAAAUGAUGUAUGGGGCUUGGGCAAAGCAUCCAGAGCCCCAGCUGAACAGAUCUGGGGGCUGCUUUGAUAACAGAGAGACCUUCCUGCAGAACCCCCAGUACCUCUUUGAUGUUAAGAAAGCCGAGGACAAAGUGUUGGUGUCAUUACAGCAAGAGGAUCGAAGAAAGUACAAGAAAGAAGGGAAAGGAGACAAUAUCACAAUUGGCUUUGAAAUCCUCAAGGUGGAGGACAACAGGAGGUACAGGCUGCACAAGCUCACGGUGCAGGAGAGAGUGGCCACAUCUCCCUACUCCAACACACGCAGCGUGUUCCUGAGGAGGAGCCUCCAGCAAGGCCGCUACAUCCUCAUCCCAACCACCUACAUCCCAGGUGUCCCCACAAAGUUUAUCCUCAGGCUCUACACAGAUGUGCCCUCAAAACUCAGGGAGCUGAAGGCAGAUAAGCCUAAAAUGACGUGUUGGAGUCUUCUCUGUGGCUACCCACGCACAGUCACCCAAAUCAAAGUCCACUCUGCAGAGGGUUUGCAGAAACAAGACAGAUCAGGAGGAGCAGAUCCCUACGUGCUCAUCAAGUGUGAGAACCAGAGCCGGCGCUCCCCGGUGCAGCACGACACCACCAGCCCCGUGUUCAACACCCAGGUGAUCUUCUACAUGAAGGACAUGGACAGUCCUGUCACCAUCCAGGUCUGGCACAGCAAGCUCCUGAGUGACCAGUUCCUGGGGCAGGCGGUGCUGGCAGCCUCCCCCGGUGAGCCCCGCGAGCGGCAGAGGCUGCGGCUGCGGGGCAGAGGCGGCGGGGAAGCAGCCGAGGUGCCGGGUCACAUCAGCGUCACGGUUCUCUGCAGCGAUGACCUCGCCGAGCUCUGA
This is a messenger RNA of Cinclus cinclus, 2300 nucleotides long. RefSeq names its product calpain 6 (gene CAPN6). The record is from RefSeq and is a predicted model, not a curated record. Gene Ontology annotation, biological process: proteolysis. Lineage: Eukaryota; Metazoa; Chordata; Aves; Passeriformes; Cinclidae. The transcript has 14 exons. Gene Ontology annotation, cellular component: cytoplasm. The coding region runs from base 276 to 2300 and encodes 674 amino acids. Gene Ontology annotation, molecular function: calcium-dependent cysteine-type endopeptidase activity.